AUGGCUGAGAAACAGCCGAGGAGGAGAAGGUCAGAAGAACAAAAACUGAAAAAGAAGGGCUAUGAUCACGCGAGGGGGAAGAGCCGCGUUAACAUCGGUGAGGCUUUCCAACGGUGGAGAGACCUCCGAGAGGUGAAAGGCAUGAAGGCGGAUGUGGAGGUCGCUCUGUUUCUGCUCGACAGUUACAAAAGGUACAUAAAGGGUCCAUCAGCAUCAACCCUCCUGAAGACUGGGAGUAACCAUGAGCUACCACCUCCCCCAUCACUGGCUAGCAAUGGCACUGAAUCUCAAAGGUAUGAAAAGAGAUCCUCAAUAAUGAUGACCUCCACUGGAGCUUGCAUACAAGAGCCUUCAAGUCUUAGACAUGUAUCAGCCUCUGAAAGUUUCGAUGAGGUGGAGGUCACUAUUGAUGAGGAUGAUUGCAACAGUGUGAAGAACAGAAUAUCUGACUUGGAUAGUGAUAUUGAAAACAUCACAGAAACUACUGAACUGAAAACAUCAGGAGCAGAUGACAGCUGUGAUGAAGAAGUUUACGUACCACUAAUUCCCACUAAUACCUGUCCACAACAUCUGAGCUUUUACUUGAUUGUGAAGAGGAGGAGCUGGAGCCAUGGCAGAAACAAACUUCACAAGUUCACUGUAAAGAUGAAGAUGACGUUGGAGAGCUGACCGAACAAGAGAAAUGCAGUGAUGACUUCACCACCGAAGUUGAAAACAGAAACUGAAGAGCCUGUUGUCUUCAACAACCAAGGAUUCAUUGUGGCUUCUCCACAAUUAACAAGCAACACUGAGUUCAUUGGCUCCCUUGGGAUACAAUGUCCUCCCAGGAAUUCGUUUGCAGUAGUACCAGCUGGUCACCAGCAACUUUUCCAGAAAGUGGCUACAGCCACAGUAACACCCGGGGCCUAUGGUGGUGUCCAUUCUUCUGAGGUGCAGCAAAUCAGCAACAACCCUGUGUCCUUAUCGAGUGUCCAGGGUCCUGCAGUAUAUGCAACAUCAUCUAACCAGCUACAGUCAGACCAGUCCAACUCACAGGCCCUCUCUGUAUCGGUUUCUCGGCCUCGCUUUACCGUACUUGAACUUGAAUCAACUGGCACAUCAAACAAACAAUAACUAUAAAACUUAAAUGAAGCAAGAUGAAACCAACAGUUAUAAUUGGUGAGUUCAGUAAGUCAUCUCACAUAAAUGUGUCAUAUCAAUUGCACAAAUUAAUAUGUUAUCUGCAUAUUUAAGUGUCUGUGCAGGCCACUGUGAGUCCAAGACCAAAAGAAAAAAGUGGUA
Xiphias gladius (swordfish) is the source of this 1281-nucleotide messenger RNA. RefSeq lists its product as uncharacterized. The transcript is spliced from 9 exons. The record is from RefSeq and is a predicted model, not a curated record. Bases 1 to 669 code for a protein of 222 amino acids. Lineage: Eukaryota; Metazoa; Chordata; Actinopteri; Istiophoriformes; Xiphiidae.